This is a messenger RNA of Babesia sp. Xinjiang, 300 nucleotides long. RefSeq lists its product as uncharacterized. The transcript has 2 exons. Bases 1 to 300 code for a protein of 99 amino acids. NCBI's taxonomy places the organism in Eukaryota, Apicomplexa, Aconoidasida, Piroplasmida, Babesiidae. The record is from RefSeq and is a predicted model, not a curated record.
AUGCCGUCUAAUCAGGAUCCAGAUGCCCCUGCGGCAAAUGUACCUCAAAAUGAAGAUGAAUCUGGUUCUCAGACGGUCGGUGAGAUGUUUAUCGAGGCUAUAACGGUGGUAGGGUCUACAAUGCGUUCUACCUUUGUCGAGGCGAACCGCUGUGUUCGUAGCUGCGUAUACCCAGCUAAACAACGUUGUAUUCAGUUAUAUGACGACCUAACAAGUAACUUCACAGCGAAAGGUACACGCAAUGUGUACAGCAGCGAUGAUACGUUGAGGUUUGGUAACGAUUGUGGCGGUUCAGCAUAA